Molecule: messenger RNA, 1101 nt
Organism: Phodopus roborovskii (desert hamster)
Lineage: Eukaryota; Metazoa; Chordata; Mammalia; Rodentia; Cricetidae
Product: olfactory receptor 10T2
Exons: 2
Coding region: 1-1101 (366 amino acids)
Biological process (GO): G protein-coupled receptor signaling pathway
Cellular component (GO): membrane
Molecular function (GO): G protein-coupled receptor activity; olfactory receptor activity
Source: RefSeq, a predicted model, not a curated record
AUGGGUAGUACUGGCAAGCCAGGGUCCAGAGUUCUGGUGUCUGGUGCUGAGGAUGAACAGGAGGUGGGGACAGUGAUGGUGCUCUAUGCAGUCAGUUGCAGCAGGCCUCAUGACCCGCCUUGUCCCAGUAAUCCUGUCUCCUCUCAGGCUCCUGAGAAGCAGUGGGACAAUGGGACCUGGCUGGUGACAGAGUUCGUGCUGGUGGGAUUCUCCAACCUCCCAGAACUGAGGCCCACCCUCUUCACCUUGUUCCUCCUCACCUACCUGGUCACACUCAGUGGCAACGCCACCAUCAUCACCAUCAUCCAGGUGGAUCGCACCCUCCACACUCCCAUGUACCGCUUCCUGGCUGUGCUCUCCCUCUCUGAGACCUGCUACACACUGGUCACCAUCCCCAAUAUGCUGGCCCACCUGCUGAUGGAGAGCCAGGCCAUCUCCAUCGCAGGCUGCCGGGCUCAGAUGUUCUUUUUUCUGGGCUUGGGAUGCAGUCACUGUUUCCUCCUUACGCUGAUGGGUUAUGACAGGUAUGUGGCCAUCUGCCAUCCCUUGCGAUACUCUGUGAUCAUGAGGCCCACCGUUUGCCUGUGUCUGGGAGCUUUGGUUUUCUGCUCUGGUUUCUCGGUGGCCUUGGUCGAAACCUGCAUGAUCUUCUCCUCGCCCUUCUGCGGCACAGGCCGUGUGGAGCACUUCUUCUGUGACAUCGCGCCUGUGCUGAAGCUCAGCUGUGCAGAGAGCACGCACAAGGGGCUUGGCAUCUUCUUCCUGAGCAUCCUCGUGGUGCUGUUUUCCUUCCUCCUUAUCCUCCUCUCCUACGCCUUCAUCGUGGUGGCCAUCUUGAGGAUCCCUUCGGCCUCGGGCCGGCGCAAAGCCUUCUCCACCUGUGCGGCCCACCUCACAGUGGUCAUCGUGCAUUUUGGCUGUGCCUCCAUCAUCUACCUGCGGCCAGACUCUGGGGCCAACCCCUCCCAGGACCGCCUGGUGGCGGUGUUCUACACGGUGGUGACGCCCUUGCUGAACCCUGUGGUCUACACCUUGAGGAACAAGGAGGUGAGGGUGGCCCUGAGGAAGAACCUGGCUCGGGGCUGUGGAGUAUUUAAGUAA